Messenger RNA from Helianthus annuus (common sunflower), 1143 nucleotides. Its product is annotated as 1-acyl-sn-glycerol-3-phosphate acyltransferase 3. The transcript is spliced from 11 exons. Gene Ontology annotation, molecular function: 1-acylglycerol-3-phosphate O-acyltransferase activity. Gene Ontology annotation, cellular component: endomembrane system. NCBI's taxonomy places the organism in Eukaryota, Viridiplantae, Streptophyta, Magnoliopsida, Asterales, Asteraceae. The record is from RefSeq and is a predicted model, not a curated record. The coding region runs from base 1 to 1143 and encodes 380 amino acids.
AUGGCCCUUGCAGCGGUCGUCGUUUUACCAAUCGGCCUUUUAUUCCUUCUUUCUGGACUCGUCAUCAAUUUUCUUCAGGCGUUGUUCUUUGUCAUUGUCCGUCCUUGUUCAAAGAAUGUGUACAGGAAGAUGAAUGCUCAUCUUGCACAACUGUUGUGGUUGGAGGUUGUAUGGCUUUUCGACUGGUGGGCACACAUUAAGGUUGAUUUGUAUAUAGAUUCUGAAACACUUGAAUUAAUGGGUAAAGAACACGCACUCCUUAUUUGCAACCACAAAAGCGACAUUGAUUGGCUCAUUGGAUGGGUCUUGGCUCAGCGUGCCGGUUGUCUUGGUAGCACCCUUUCUUUAAUUAAAAAAUCAUUAAAACUCCUCCCGGUUAUUGGCUGGUCAAUGUGGUUCACUGAGUAUAUUUUUUUGGAACGAAGCUGGGCCAAAGAUGAACAUACAUUAAAGGCAGGUUUUGAAAACUUAACAGAUUUCCCAAUGCCUUUCUGGUUAGCCGUGUUUGUAGAAGGGACUCGCUUUACACAGGCUAAGCUUAUUGCUGCUCAGGAGUACGCUAUUGCAAUGAAGUUACCUAUUCCUAGGAAUCUUUUGAUUCCUAGAACCAAGGGCUUCGUUGCUGCAGUCAAUCACUUGCGUUCAUUUGUCCCCGCUAUUUAUAACUGUACGGUGGCUAUUCCUAAAGAUGAACCGUUACCAACAAUAUUAAGAAUGUUCAGAGGAAGAUCUUCCACAGUACAUAUACACAUUAAGAGACACUUGAUAUGUGAACUGCCAGAAACCGAUAGUGGCAUCAAACAAUGGUGUAGAGACAGAUUUGUCGAAAAGGAUGCUUCAUUGGAGUUGCACAAAUCUAAAAACUCAUUUGACAGCAGUGAAUGCCAUAGCAUCGGUAGACCGAAGAAAUCCUUAUUUGUGGUUAUUUUUUGGUCAUGGCUUCUAUUAUAUGGGGCAAUUAAGUUCUUCGAAUGGUGUUCGUUUUCUUGGGGAACAAUUGCAUUUUGUGCACUACUUUUGUUGUUUGUUGUGAUCUUGAUGCAGAUCCUGAUUCUGUUUUCUCAGUCAGAAAAAUCAGACUCUCUACGAUCACAAACAAUUAAUUAUAAAGAAGACACGUUGAACCAGAAACUUAUUCCUUGA